Molecule: messenger RNA, 654 nt
Organism: Trypanosoma cruzi
Lineage: Eukaryota; Euglenozoa; Kinetoplastea; Trypanosomatida; Trypanosomatidae
Product: small GTP-binding protein Rab11, putative
Exons: 1
Coding region: 1-654 (217 amino acids)
Cellular component (GO): endosome
Molecular function (GO): GTPase activity; GTP binding
Source: RefSeq, a predicted model, not a curated record
AUGGAAAACACAAAUUUGACAUUUAAAGUUGUCAUCAUCGGCGAUAGUGGCGUCGGCAAGUCAAACCUCAUGACGCGCUACACGGCAAACGAGUUCAGUCAAGACACGCCCGCCACAAUUGGCGUGGAGUUUAUGACAAAGAGCAUUAAAAUUGAGGGACGUGAUGCGAAGGUGCAAAUUUGGGACACGGCAGGGCAGGAGCGAUUCCGCGCCAUCUCACGCUCCAUCUACCACGGCGCAAAGGGCGCCAUGCUCGUCUAUGACAUCACAAACCAAACGUCAUUUGACUCCAUUCCAACGUGGCUGCAGGAGCUUCGCGUGUUUGUGCCCGCGACCUGCUCCAUCUUCCUCAUUGGCAACAAGUGCGACCUGGAGCACCUGCGGGUGGUGAAGAAGGAAGUCGCCGACCGUUUUGCCCGUGAAAACGGCCUGUCAUUUCUUGAGACCUCCGCCCUCGAGAAGACAAAUGUAGAGAAGGCCUUUGAGUGGCUGGCGAAGUCCGUCUACGACCUCGUGGUGGCGCCUGUUGACGCGGCUGGUGGCAGGCGACCGCCGCUGAAUGCCGCAGCAAACGCAAAGCGACCCGUCAACCUUGGUGCAAGUAACGACGGGCAGGCUGCUGGUAAAAAGGAAAAUACUGGUAGGUGCUGCUAG